Molecule: messenger RNA, 1998 nt
Organism: Mobula hypostoma (lesser devil ray)
Lineage: Eukaryota; Metazoa; Chordata; Chondrichthyes; Myliobatiformes; Myliobatidae
Gene: mob3a
Product: MOB kinase activator 3A
Exons: 4
Coding region: 286-936 (216 amino acids)
Cellular component (GO): cytoplasm
Source: RefSeq, a predicted model, not a curated record
UAUAGUGCACAGACGUUUUGCUCCGUCAUUCAUUUAAUGUUUAUAUUCAAACAGUAAAAUCGCAUCUUCAGGAAAAUAGUGACCUAAGAUAAGUUAUUUUUGUGUUUAAACCUGUACUCUGAAUCCAGCGAUGGUAAAGGAAAUUUAUUUGUGUAGAAAGAACUGAAGCAUUGAGCAAAAGGAACUUCUUGAGGUGCGCAAGCAGAGUAAAUUGUCUCAAGUAGCCCUCUUUAUCUUGAAGAAUUGCCAGUCCACCUCUUUGCAGACUGCCGCCAAGAGUUUAAUAUGGCCGUGGCCUUGAAACAAGUGUUCAAUAAGGACAAGACUUUUCGUCCCAAGCGCAAGUUUGAACCAGGUACGCAGAGGUUCGAAUUGCACAAGAGGGCACAAGCAUCGCUGAAUGCUGGUCUGGAUCUGAAAGUGGCAGUUCAGCUUCCCUCAAAUGAGGAUCUCAAUGACUGGGUAGCCGUCCACGUGGUGGAUUUCUUCAACCGUAUCAAUCUGAUUUAUGGAACUGUAUCGGAAUUCUGCACUGACGCCACCUGCCCUGUCAUGUCUGGAGGACCUCGGUAUGAAUACAGGUGGCAAGAUGAAAAUAAGUACAGGAAACCCACCGCCCUCUCAGCACCACAAUACAUGAGUCUGCUUAUGGACUGGAUUGAAACCCAAGUCAACAAUGAGAGCAUAUUCCCAACCAAUGUUGGAACCCCAUUCCCCAAGAACUUCCAGCAAGUUUGCAAGAAGAUCCUCUCUCGGCUUUUCCGUGUUUUUGUCCACGUGUACAUCCACCACUUCGACCGAAUUGGCUUCAUGGGGGCAGAGGCCCACGUUAAUACUUGUUACAAACAUUUUUACUACUUUGUUAAGGAAUUCAAUCUUAUAGACGACAAAGAAUUAGUACCCCUGAAGGAGAUGACCAUGAGAAUGUGCCAUUGAAAAGCAUCAACUCAUCGAUCACACAAGAAGCUGUACCAUCCACAUUGUUAUUGAAAUGGAUUAUCUGAGCAGAAAAGAAAUUUUGAAAGAAAAAUAUUAGUCCUAUUUCAAAUGAUCAUUGACAUUGAAACAUGAAAGGUUAAAACAUCUGAUGGGGAAUUUUCUGUUGCUGUUGGCAACUGCAAUGAUUACAGAAAAUUCUAUUCACCACUGAAGCAUCUUCCUGGGAUAGUUAAUUGUUUCAUUACAAUAACACGAUUCUGCAGUUACAAUGGUGCAAACAACAAAGCAUUUUGAUGAUAAAUAUCCUGCUUGAUAUAAAAUCUGUGGACAUUUUAUGCAUUUUAUUGUAUGUGAAGCGCUUCUGAAUGUUUCUGGUAAAUUUGAUAAAGCACUAUUCAACCUCCAGAAAAACAGAAUAGUUCGUCUAUCAACACACACAAAAUGCUGGUAAAACACAGCAGGCCAGGCAGCAUCUAAAGGAAGAGGUACAGUCUUCGGGCCUGGCCUGCUGUGUUCUACCAGCAUUUUGUGUGUGUUGCUUGAAUUUCCAGCAUCUGCAGAUUUUCUCGUGUUAUAGUUUAUCUGUUUCGUUUACUGGCACGGUAACUAGCUGAUACUACAGGGAUUGGCUGGUGCCAAAACCUCUAAAAAUAGAUUGUAACAUUCCUGUCAUAUUUAAUUCAUUCGUCUUUCUUUAACAGGAAUACCAAGCAUUCUUUUCAAAAUAUAUUUCCUGUAAUGGUACAGUGCUCCAUAUGGCACAGUCUUCAGAAAAUAAAUUGUCCUGAACGGUACAUAGAAUAUUUGUUCCAAAUGAAAGAAAAGUUUUCAGACUUUUUUUAAAUAUUUAAAAAAGAACAAUAUACUUUUUUACUAUAUUUCUUUAAAAUCUUACUGAUAAUGAAUGAUACAGUAUAGUUUUGCAGUUCAAGGGGGACAUCUGUGGUAAAAGCAAGUUCUUUUUGAAAUUUAUAUCAUAUUUUUCUUUGUUAUAUCAUGUGCUCUGAUUUCUGACUGUCUGAAAUUUGUUAUUUUUGCUUUUGAUUCUGUGAUGAGAGU